Molecule: messenger RNA, 4671 nt
Organism: Colletotrichum navitas
Lineage: Eukaryota; Fungi; Ascomycota; Sordariomycetes; Glomerellales; Glomerellaceae
Product: P-loop containing nucleoside triphosphate hydrolase protein
Exons: 4
Coding region: 1-4482 (1493 amino acids)
Biological process (GO): transmembrane transport
Cellular component (GO): membrane
Molecular function (GO): ATP binding; ABC-type transporter activity; ATP hydrolysis activity
Source: RefSeq, a predicted model, not a curated record
AUGGCCGGCAUUCAAUGCCUCAACGACGAUCGCAUUGGCCCUGUUGCAGCCAACUGUCGCGGUGGUUCCGACUUGACACAGUUCUUUGAGGCCGUCGUGCUUUCUAUUGUCCCAACAGGCAUGUACAUGCUUGCUGGCCUAUUCUGGUGUCUGACUCAAACGCAACGGUCUGCUACGGUGAAUGGCAGUUCCUUCAAAACCAAGACUACAUGUGCAGGCACCACUACUUGUUCUCGGAAGAUCGCGCACUAUGCCGAACAGGUGCCCGCUAUCGUCGCGUCGGCGGCCCUCGAACUCGCUGCCGCUGUGCUUACCAGUGUGUUAGUCCUGACCCGCCGCCGCCGCCGCAGCGGAUUUAUAUCUCUUUCCAAUCUGAUGGGUCUGUACCUGGCUGUGACGGUUCUCUGCGACAUAGUCCGUUGCCGGACCCUGUGGCUCCUGCAGCAGUCCGAUGACGGGCGCCUCUCUGCGGCCGCCGCUGCAACCUUCACUACAUCACUUGUGAUGAAGGUGCCUCUCUUGCUUUUUGUGUCGCGAGCCAACGACGCCGAUUUGGAUCUGAGACACCAGGGCCCAGGGGGUGUACCUCGUUCCGCGUCCUCGAGUCCGGACACCACCGCUGGCAUUUUUAGUAUUGGAUUCUUCUGGUGGAUCAAACCUCUUAUCCGCCUGGGCUAUCGUCAGGUGCUGACCCUGGACGACCUGUAUGCCUUGAGCCCUCGUUUGGCUCUGUCAAGGCUAGCGGACGGAGACGAAGAUGGAGACUACGACAGCCAAGAUGAUGCUAAGUCGAGCUCCAAGUCGACACUGAUGCUCCUUGUCCGUGCCACCGGCUGGGCGGGGCUGUAUCCAGUGUUGCCGCGGCUUGUUCUCGUCGCAUGCACCGUCGGCCAGGCCAGCCUCGGUCGUAUGAUCCUCAUGUCCGUGUCUGACCCCAAGAACAUCUACGGGUCCGGUAUCGAUCCAGGUGCCAGGUCUGGCCUUGUAGCCGCUACCCUCCUCGUCCACCUCUGCAUCGCCCUGUCUAGUGCCUGCUACGGCUACUUGCACGAGCGCGCCCUCACCCUCGUUCGUGGCUAUCUCAUCCGUCGGGUCUAUCAGCAUGCCGCUCGCCUGUCCGUCACCUCUGAGGCAUCCAAGAGCGCCUCCACCCUGGUCUCCGUCGACGUCGAGACGGCAUACAACGGUCUCCGUCACGCCCAUGAGCUUUGGGCCGUCCCCGUCCAGAUCGCCGUGGCAGCCCGUCUGGCUUACAUUGAGCUCGGUCCUGCUAGCCUCGUUGCCGUUGCAGUCAUCGCCCUAGUUUGCGCCGCCGUCGCCGCCGUCUCACCUCUCAUCGCCGGCCGCCAGCGCGCGUGGAUGACGGCGCUCCAGGCCCGCGUCGCCGCCACAGGCACCAUGAUGCACGCCAUCAAGACGCUCCGCAUGGCCGCCUUUUCCCGCCGUGUCGCCGCUACCCUCCAGCGCAAGCGCACCCACGAGCUCCGUUUGGGAUCCUACUUCCGCACCGCCAUGUCCGUGUCGGCGAGCGUGUCGCAGGUGCCCUUUCUUGUGGCCCCUGUCUUGGCCUUCGCCGUUAACCCACGGCAGAUCAACGCCGCCACCGCCUUUGCGACUCUCGGCUACCUGAGUCUCAUGACCCAGCCCGUCAUGACGGCAAUCCAAGUUGUGCCUAUGGUGCUAGCGACCCGCGUGUGUCUGACGCGGAUAAAGCAGUUUCUGGCCGCGGCUACCCACGUCGAUCGUCGUGUGCUCAGGCCAAUAUUGCUACAUGCACCAUCCUCCGCCGACAUGGCCACCACCCAAGGCGGCGACGGCGACGACAACGAGAACGGAAAAUGGGACGGAAAACCUGAUCAAAAAUUGGCCAUCCGCAUUGCCAACGCUUCCUUCGGCUGGUCCCCUGACGCCAGGCCUGUCCUACGCAACGUCAAUGUCGAUAUCCCCAUGUCCACCGUGACGGCUGUCAUCGGACCUGUAGGCUGUGGCAAGUCGACGCUCCUCCAGGCCAUCUUGGGCGAGAUCCCCAUGAGAGAGAACGAGGGCGUGGAUCGGUCAGUCGCCGUCAAUGCUUCCCGCGUAGCCUACUGCGCACAGAGCCCCGUACUGACCGACGGGACUGUCCGGGACAACAUCGUCGGGCGGGCGUCGGCUUCAGAGUUGGUGGACGAGGUGCUGUACAAACAGGUCCUCGAGGCCACGGCUCUCGUGGAUGAUCUCACCCGGCUGCCCCGGGGUGACGCUACGCCACUAGGAUGUCAUGGCGAGAGCCUCAGUGGUGGACAGCAGCAGCGUGUGGCGAUUGCGCGCGCGCUCUAUCACACGUCUGACUUGUUUCUUGCCGACAACCCUCUGUGCAGCCUCGACCGAGCUACGGGACAGUUGGUUCUGCGCCGUGUCUUUGGCCCUGAUGGCAUGCUCCGCCGCCGCCGCGUCACUGUCGUCAUGGUCACCGAUCCUGAGUCCGCAGCCCGCGUUGCGGACCAGCUCCUCGACAUCUCUCCGACGGGAGACAACGUCCAAGAAGAAGGCGGCGAGAACAUUAUGUCUGACGACCAUGGAAGAGCAGCCGAGAGUGAGAUUUUCGAGAAAGAAACUGCGAUUAUUAGCAAAGAGACUGUUCAAAUAAUGGCCGACCGUGUCGAUACCGAGAGCCAAAGGGACAGUAGCAAUCCUACGAAAUGCCAAAACCCCCGGAUGACUGGGACUAAGAAAGCCUCCGAGACAUCGACGUGGCUUUAUUACUUCUCAAGCGUCGGGCUAGCAUCUUUCGUCCUCUUCGCCGUCUGGGUCAUGGCGUUUGGCGCUCUUGUGACAUAUCCGACAAUCUGGGUCCAGUCAUGGACAUCGGACAUGGCGCGUAGCAGCCCUCCCGGUCCCCGGCGUUCCUCGGGGUACUACAUUGGUGUCUACGGCGCCUUGGCCGUGUCCUGUCUGGUCGCCAAUCUCAUCAUGGGUCUUAUAGUUCUUGUCGUGUUCGUCCGCAACGCCGGCAGAUCCCUUCACGAGGGCGCACUCCAGGCCGUCAUGAUGGCACCCACAUACUUCCUUGCUGCCGCCGACGUCGGCGCUGUCGUCACCUACUUUUCACAGGACCUCGCCAUCCUCGACGGGCAGCUCGCGGGCGCCCUCGUCAACCUUGCCGCUACUGCUGCCGUAAUUGCCGGCCAGGGUGUCCUGCUAGCCAUCUCGUCUCCCUGGCUCGCUAUCACCUUUCCUUUUCUGCUGGCUGUUGUCUAUUUAAUAGCCCGCGUCUACGUCCCUGCCGCCGCUCGCCUGCGUGUGCUUGACCUCGAGGCAAAAGGUCCGCUUGUCGCGCACGUUCUUGCCUCGGCCUCGUCGCUUUCGACCCACCGCGCCUUCGGCCACGUCUCGCGCGAGAUCCGCCAUGCCCACGCCCUUCUCGCCAUCUCGCAGAAGCCCAGCUACUUCCUUGGUAUGGCACAGCAGUGGAUGAUUCUCGUCAACAAUCUUAUUGUCACUGCGCUAGCCACAGGGCUCACUGCCCUUGCCGUCUCGCUCCGUCUUGGCGCCGGGUCUGUCGGCGUUGGCCUAGUCACUCUCAUCAGCCUUAGUCGCAACCUGUCCGACGCACUGCGUGCCUACACCAUGGUCGAGAUCGCCCUCGGCGCCGUUGCACGCCUCAUGGCUUUUGCUCAGGAGACGCCUCGCGAAAAGACGGGCAAGGUCGCGGCGUCAGCUGAGGCAUGGCCCGCCGCCGGACUUAUUAGCAUCGAUGGCGUCUCUGCCGGCUAUGGCGACUUGGAUGAUCCCGAUUAUUCGACGGUCCUGCACAACAUCACCUUGGUAGUGACUCCAGGCGAGAAGGUGGCCAUCUACGGGAGAACCGGCAGCGGCAAGUCCUCGCUUAUCCUCAUGGUCCUCGGCAUGCUCGAACCCCUCCGAAGCUGUACCCGCAGCGUGCGUAUCGACCAAGUCGUCACCGCCGACCUUGACCCGGCCCUCCUCCGCGAGCGCAUCAUUGCAAUGCCUCAAAACACUGUCUUCCUCCCGGAUGGCGCAACGGUGCGGGAUAAUGUCAACCCUCUUGGUUGCGCCUCGACCCAGGACUGUCGGCACGCCCUUGACGCCGUUGGUCUGCUGCCUAAGCUGUCGAACCUUGAUGCUGUUCUGGACCCGAGAACAUUCAGCGAGGGGCAGCGACAGCUAUUUGGGCUGGCGCGGUGCGUCGCGCGCCGGCGGGCGAGGCUGCGCCAGGGCGCUGAGGGCGGGCUGCUUCUCCUGGAUGAGGUAACGGCGCACGUGGACUGCGAGACGUCGGCCAUGAUGAACGAGAUUGUGGCCCGUGAAUUCGCCAAGUAUACCGUCUUGGCCGUAACGCACCAGCUCCUGGAUGCGACCCUAUUCCCGCGGGCGGUGGUCAUGGACGCGGGGCGGGUGGUGGAAGACGGUAGGACACGCGAGCUUCUUCUAGACGAGACAUCACAUCUUUCUACGCUGCAUAGACAGCUAGAUAUAUAAGUAAAGAGGAAUUUAACAAUCUAGCUAUUCUAUAUCAAUGAGAUACUAGAGAGCUAUGUGUAUACAUAUCAAUAAUAUUUAUACAACCUGGCCCUAAGCAGAAUGUAAACAAAACCAGUGUGUAUAAUUAAUUAAUUUAGAAACAAAGUAGUAAAAAUACUUUGAGCUUUUUAGCACCAUACAGGGAAG